Messenger RNA from Cydia strobilella, 1525 nucleotides. RefSeq names its product carboxypeptidase B-like. The transcript is spliced from 9 exons. NCBI's taxonomy places the organism in Eukaryota, Metazoa, Arthropoda, Insecta, Lepidoptera, Tortricidae. The coding region runs from base 153 to 1340 and encodes 395 amino acids. Gene Ontology annotation, biological process: proteolysis. The record is from RefSeq and is a predicted model, not a curated record. Gene Ontology annotation, molecular function: metallocarboxypeptidase activity; zinc ion binding.
UUAUUUAGAAAUGAUAACAACUAGAUUUCAUGCAAAAUUUUAGUUAAGUAAUAAAUACGCUAGAUCACAGGCGUAUUUAAAAUGUGAUCAAGUAAAGGCAACAAUCUCUGUCAAAAUUUUCUAAUGUGUUUGAUGAUCAAAUUAGUGCUACAAUGAAUUUAAGAGGAAAGUCAAGUGUGCGACCGAAUUCUUCUGUACAAAAAAGGCCAAGCACAGGAUAUAGUGAUGAAGAGUUAUCCAUCUCAACACCCAAAAGCAUUUCUGCUGAAAAUAGCACACAGACACAUAAGCAGACAAUACGACAAUCUAACAGCAUACCGAUUGCUUAUCCAAAGAACAUGAAACAGCUAAUGCCUCGUCCUAAAGUCAAACGGAGAAAAGUUAAAUAUAUGGAUUGGAAAAGGUAUCACAAAUUAAGCGUCAUUUAUGCAUUCAUUGAUGACUUGGAAAGAGAUUAUCCAGCAAUAUGCACAGUGUAUGUUAUUGGAAAAUCAACUGAAGGAAGAGAUAUAAAGAUGUUGAAGAUAUCAAACAGUGACGCAAGCAACUCCUCCGUAUGGCUGGACGGUUCGAUACACCCCCGCGAAUGGAUAACCGCUGCUGUCGUCACGUUCAUAGCAGAAUACAUUGUUAAGUCCUUUCAUAAUCUCUCCACAUCUAUAACUAAUAAGGACUGGCACAUUGUCCCGGUAUUAAAUCCAGACGGCUAUGAAUACUCACACACAAAAGAUCGCAUGUGGAGAAAAAACAGAGCGUGUUAUGGUGGAAAUUGUGUAGGGGUUGAUCUAAACAGGAAUUUCAGUUACGGUUGGGGCCAUAAUGGAGAAGAAGGAUCAUCUGAAGCACCAGAAAAUAUAUUUUACAGAGGACCAGAGCCGUUUUCAGAACCAGAAACUGCCGCUGUCAGAGAUUACAUCCUAGGAUCACCAAACCGAUUUAAAGUAUUCCUAUCAUUUCAUAGCUAUUUCGAGAUGAUAAUAUUCCCAUGGGGUUUCAAAAAGGAUCCUAGUCCAGAUUACUUAAACCAAAUGGAAGCGGGGAUGCGGAUGGCGAAAGCAAUCUACGACUGCAGUGGAAUGACAUACAAAGUCGGUUGCACAAAGGACUUGACGUACUAUGCUUGUGGGACGUCAAUAGACUGGAGUUACGCCAUCGCGAACAUCCCUUACUCUUACAUGAUAGAACUCAGAAGCAAGAAGUAUAAGUUCAAAGUGCCGAAAGACCAAAUAUUUGACACAUGCAUGGAGAGUUGGAGUGCUGUCAAAAGUCUAAUGGAAUACGUUGAUAAUCCUUUAUAUAAACUUCAUAAUCCUACGACAAAAAGGAAAAGCACCAAAUGAUAAAAUUACCUUCUCCUUUGGCAGGUUUUCCAUGUCCACAGCUAAAGUGACAAAUUUAUAAAAGUUCUAGAUUCAGCAGAAAAUUAAAAUUCAGACAAGAUUUUCAGCCGGUAGAUUAUGAAGUUUAUCAUUCUGUUUGUACUGUUUUGUAAUUUUAAGUGACGUGUAAUAAAGUUAAAGAAAUU